CUUAAGCUACCUACUGCUCCAUCGACUCACUACCCGAUUCCUCCACCGCGAAGCACCCCCGAACCUCAGCCCAGGCCGGGGAGCACGAGCCCGCCAGCCACCUGCUCUCCCCGUCCGAACGCGCCCCGCCCCUUCUAAGGCCCCAGGUCCUGCUCCCCGCAGCCUUCACCCCACACACCAGCCCCAGCUCGUGCCAGGAACGGUGGGCAUCAAGAUGAAGGCGGCACGCUUCGUGAUGCGCAGCGCCGGCUCCCUGGUACCCCGCGAGGUCGAGCAUUUCUCGCGCUACAGCCCGUUCCCGCUGUCCAUGAAGCAGCUGCUGGACUUCGGUUCAGAAAACGCAUGUGAAAGAACCUCUUUUGUGUUUUUGAGACAAGAGUUGCCUGUGAGGCUAGCCAAUAUCCUGAAGGAAAUUUAUAUCCUCCCUGAUGGAUUAGUAAAUACCUCUUCAGUGCAAUUAGUUAAAAGCUGGUAUAUCCAGAGCCUGAUGGAGUUGGUGGAAUUCCACGAGAAAAGCCCAAAGGACCAGAAAACAUUAUCAGAUUUUGUAGAUACUCUCAUCAAAGUUCGAAAUAGACACCAUAAUGUAGUUCCUACAAUGGCACAAGGAAUCCUAGAGUAUAAAGAUGCCUGUACAGUUGACCCAACCACCAAUCAAAAUCUUCAGUAUUUCUUGGAUCGAUUUUACAUGAACCGUAUUUCUACCCGGAUGCUGAUGAACCAGCACAUCCUUAUAUUUAGUGACUUACAGACAGGAAACCCAAGCCACAUUGGAAGCAUUGAUCCAAACUGUGAUGUGGCAGCAGUGGUCCAAGAUGCCUUUGAGUGUUCCAAGAUGCUUUGUAAUCAGUAUUAUUUAACAUCUCCAGAAUUAAAGCUCACACAAGUGAAUGGAAAAUUUCCAGGCCAACCAAUUCAUAUUGUGUAUGUUUCGUCUCACCUUCAUCAUAUGCUCUUUGAACUAUUCAAGAAUGCAAUGAGGGCCACAGUUGAACACCAGGAAAAUUGGCCUUCCCUGACACCAAUUGAGGUGAUUGUUGUCUUGGGAAAAGAAGAUCUUACAAUUAAGAUUUCAGAUAGAGGAGGUGGUGUUCCCCUGAGGAUCAUUGACCGGCUCUUUAGUUACACGUACUCUACUGCACCCACGCCUGUGAUGGAUAAUUCCCGGAAUGCUCCUUUGGCUGGUUUUGGUUAUGGCUUGCCAAUUUCUCGUCUCUAUGCCAAGUACUUUCAAGGAGAUCUAAAUCUCUACUCUUUGCCAGGAUAUGGAACAGAUGCUGUCAUCUACUUAAAGGCUUUAUCUUCUGAGUCUGUAGAAACACUCCCAGUCUUUAACAAAUCAGCCUUCAAACAUUAUCAGACGAGCAGUGAGGCUGGUGACUGGUGUAUCCCAAGCAAGGAACCAAAGAACCUGGCAAAGGAAAAAGUGGCUGUGUGAGAAGGACCCUCAGGACGCUUUAAGGGAUCAAAGUGGGUCUAUGCCAGUGCUGCUUCCUGAAUGUUUGCGUGUGAACUCUUGUUUUCUCAAAAACAAACAACAGCAACAAAAACUCCUUGAUCAGAACUCUGAUGUGAAGAGGAAGAAAGCUCCUUUCUGUGACCCAGGUGAGCACAGUGCGGGACUACAGGAGUUCAUGGCUGGCCAGCUCUUUAUUCUCUGAACUUAGAAUAACGUAUGAGUUUAUAUCAAAUCCUGAAGAAGAAAUAAGCCUCAGUUUUACAUCUCUUUAUCAACAAGAAUGGGAAAGAGUGAGAAGUGAAGAUGUAGGCUAGCAGUUUCAACGACUGAUAUUUUAGGCCACUGGUUGAUGUUAUAAGAUAUUGGUAUUUAUGGAUUAUCAAGUGUCAAUGUACCAGUACUUUCCUGUCAUUCAAAGGACUAGGGCUUAUUUUAUACUAUAUGAUUAGAAAUGUAUGUAAACAUACAUUUCAUAUAUAUCUAUGCACUCUAGAGAUGAAAAGCCAGUGACUGAAAUAACAUUUACUUUGAAUGAGGAGGAAUGAGCCAACACAUUUUAUUCAAAGUUGCAGCCAAGGCAUGGGCCUAUGUAAAAACUCAGAAGAAAGCCCCUUCUGAUAAAUACAGUGCCUUUAUUAUGCUGCUUUUCCUGUUCACACCUCAAAUAAGAAGUGAACACUUAUUGCCAGGUGUCUUGUCUUGGUUGAAUUUUAAAAUAUGCACUGAAUUCAGGAUGUUGGCGGUUGGAGGGAGAGAAGAAUUACCAAAGUGAUAGCAAAAUCUCACCUUGCUUUGUUUAUAAAUGAAACAGAAGUAGAUUGGAAAAACCAGUGUUAGGGAAAGAAAUCAUGCAUUCAGAACCUAACUCAGUAGGAAGGGCUGUUCUCUACACUGCAGUGGUGGUAAUCCAAAGGCAUCUAUUUUCUAGGCUUAAAGAGAUGUAUUUUUUAUAUAUUGUAUUCUCUACACUUCACCAUUAACAUGUCUGGUAAAAAAUUUGUAAUUAACAAAUAGCUCAAGAACAUUAGAAUUUAAAUACUUCUUAGAGUAUUUUUAACAAAUAGCCUGCAAGUAAGAGGUUUUCAUGCUAUCGAUGCUGAUGCUUUCAUUUGUGAAUCAUUGUGAAUGAGAGCUAAUGCAUGAAAGCUGUAAUGCAUAUGGAACUUUGGGGGAGUUCAAGUAUAAUAUGCAGGUUGACAGGGCAGUCUAGCACAUUCCUCUUAGAGAAGAAAUGAAAAAACAAAGGAAAGUAGGAAGGAAGGAAGGGAGGGAAGAAAGAUGGGAAGGAAGGAGGGAGGGAAGCUGAAGGCAAGCAUCUUGCUUUAUUCCCCACAAAUUAUUUCAAGAAAUGACCCAUAUUAUCAUGGAUAAAUUAUUUGCAAGAGAAUGAACUGGUGUCUUUCAAAACGGUAUGACUUCUUUAAAUGGUUCUCUCACUCUUGCAAGAUAACAGGCUUUUAUGAGAUAAUAAACUCUUCUGUGUCAAAUUGCUGUUUUAAACCGGGAUAUCGAAAAAAACUAGCAUUUCCAGUUUUGUAAAAUAAUCAGCACUGUCUAUAUGUUGAAUUUAACAUUUGUGUUUAAUUUUCUUAUGGCCUAGUGUUGUGGUGCUUCUGGUAGUGGCCAUAGAAGCCUCAAACUAUUUGUUGUGGAUUUCAGAUUUUAUCAUCAGAAGUCCUGGAAGUGACUUUUCUUGAUGGUGAGACUCUGGCUCAUGCAUUUAUUGAUUACACAGAACUAUUUGCAAUAGGUUAUUUGACUUUUCAAAAAUUUAAACAUUUUUGCAUGUAAAUUCUUGUAUUUACCAAAGAUUUAAAGCAGUUGAUUAAUAGUUAACUCAAACACAUGAACUAUAUUUAAAACACAAGAGAAAAAGAAAUGUUGGUAUCUCAAUAACAUCAACUGUGUAAAUGGAGUUCUAUAAAAUAGAAAUAGUCCACAUUGGUAUUUGUGAAAUCUAUGGAAAAGCUUUAGGAUUCCAGUGGAUGGAAACUGAAUGUUCAGGCCCACUUAAAUUAUUAAUGUAUAAACUGUGUUUUUGUGUCUAGGUUAUGUACAGAGAAAUGUGACAAUUUUUAUAAUAAAUAUUUUUUAUUAUAAUGGUAGAUGUAAUCUUUUAAAGUUCUUUUCUCAAAUUAAUGGAAAGUACUAAGUAGAAUUUGAGGUAAAGUUUUUCCUCACUUUACACCAAGUCUAAUUUAGCUACAUAUGGGGUAUAGCCUUUAAAAAAAAAAAAACCUUAAAAUCUUAAUUUUUAAACAAAAGAUACUUUAUAGCAUUCCAGAAAUUUCUGGUUCUCCUUUGCUUUCUUGGUUAUGCUCCAAUAACACAUAGUACAAUGUGUGUUUAUCUACAUGAAUAAAUUCAAUAAUUGUUUUUCCAAUGCAUGUACUCUCUACAUUUUUUUUUUUGUAAAUUUACUUAAGAGUCUCACUUAGUGACUGUAUUUACACAGCAAAUACAUUGGAGUAUCAAAAUAAUUACCUAGAUAAUUUAGUUUCCCAAACAAUUUCUAGAUUAAAUAUCUGAAUAAUAGUAGGGUAGAAAUAGGAUAGGAAGUACUAAAUUAAGUGGUGACAUGUUUUAUCUUUGCUAUCACAACAUUCUCUGCCUACCUCCGUAAUGCCCUUAUUGCAAAGUUUUGCAAAAAAA
Molecule: messenger RNA, 4111 nt
Organism: Balaenoptera musculus (blue whale)
Lineage: Eukaryota; Metazoa; Chordata; Mammalia; Artiodactyla; Balaenopteridae
Gene: PDK4
Product: pyruvate dehydrogenase kinase 4
Exons: 11
Coding region: 215-1438 (407 amino acids)
Biological process (GO): protein phosphorylation; regulation of glucose metabolic process
Cellular component (GO): mitochondrion
Molecular function (GO): pyruvate dehydrogenase (acetyl-transferring) kinase activity
Source: RefSeq, a predicted model, not a curated record